AUGAACAAUAUAUUUGCAAUCAACCAGAGAAGCCUUAGGCUAACCUCUUGAAGUGAUGACUCCCUCCCUAGCUUUUGAUGCUGUCUGAAUGGGAAGUCAAACCAUCUGGCUGGUCAAGAUGUAGAUUGUUGGAGAACUCAACAAUGGAUUUAUGGAGUUCCAAAUCUUUCAGAGAUCAACUCAUUUGUUCAAUACUUGCUCAGAAAUUAUUGUGCCUGAGUUAGAGACUAUGAGAACUCAAGUAUGCAUGAGCAAGCUUCAGACUCUAUAAGUAAAGAUCCUCAGCAAUUGGUUGAUCAAAUGCCUAAAAGACACGAAGAAUCAAAGGCAGAACCCAGUUCUGAGCAUGGUCAUUCCUCUCGAAUGGAGGCUUCACCAAGACAUCUACCAGCUAAUAAUGAGCCAGAGGCUACCGAAGAGUUCACUCUUGGAAGAGUGGUUGAGAGCUACAAAACCAGGAAAGACCUUGUCUACAAGGCUACAUUCAGAAGGAUGAGAAAGCAUUUCAUCAAAGACUUCAGAGAGGCCACCAAGCAUUCUCUUUCAGAGACUAAUUACCCAUCAAAACUCAGAGAGUACUGUGCUGCAAAGUUCCCAGCAAGCAACAUUGACAGAGUCUUGACAGCCUUCGACUGUGUGAUCAACUCCAGAGGAAGAUUCGGAUCCAUUUCACACCAAGACUCUGAGCUCAAGAGCCUCAUUGAGAAGCUUAUGUGUUUUUACAGUGAAAAACUGUUCAAAAUUAUCAGCUCUCAACCAGGAUUCCUGGAAAUCCUGCUGCAUUUUCUGAGCAUCGAAGGAGUGAGUAGUCUUAUCUACUCGGACCAGAGAGUGUCCUUUCAUAGGAAAGUGCAGACUCACCUUCUCCAACUCAAAGAGAGGGCUUUUCAGAUGCUUACUUUUCCCUGUCCAUAA
Moneuplotes crassus is the source of this 915-nucleotide messenger RNA. The record is from the annotation of a GenBank genome assembly. Lineage: Eukaryota; Ciliophora; Spirotrichea; Euplotida; Euplotidae.